This is a messenger RNA of Saccostrea echinata, 782 nucleotides long. RefSeq lists its product as uncharacterized. Lineage: Eukaryota; Metazoa; Mollusca; Bivalvia; Ostreida; Ostreidae. The transcript has 4 exons. The record is from RefSeq and is a predicted model, not a curated record. Bases 42 to 782 code for a protein of 246 amino acids.
GGAAAAAAAUCAGAAGUGAGGAGUCUCUAUCAUCUUCACAGAUGGACCAGCUGCAGAUUACACAUGUGACAGAAUGUCAAGAUCAAGAGAAGUUGAUAUUAGAGCACAACUACUCAGCAUCCUGCACAUUUAACUGUACUCAAGAAAUGCAGCGUCUCUCAACAGAAAUAGAACACCUGGAAAAGGAAUUACAUUCGCUAAGAUUAGAGUCUAGUAAUAGGAAGCCAAUGUCAAUUCACGAUAUUAAGGACAGUGAAGAGAAGAUAUUUUUAUAUACAUCCCUACAGUAUGACAUAUUCGAAAUCUUAGUCAGAUUGUUACAACGGUUUGAACUCGAUUACUAUAAUGGCUGGACUCCUUCAAUGGAAACAGAGGACCAACUACUUAUUGUACUGAUGAAGUUAGAACUCAAUCUUCGGGACAUUGACUUGGCCCAUAGAUUCUGUGUCAGUCGAUCAACAAUUUCGAACAUCUUCCAUACCCUUGUUCAUGCACUACACGAGAUGCUGUCUGAUGGCGUAGUCAAUGAAUGUUUUCCAAGUCAACUUAAAUGCAAAGGGUCUAUGCCAAAAUCUUUUGAGGAUUUCUCCUCUGCUAUAGCUUCCAUGGAUGCAAUUGAAACUACUCAGGACAUCCCAACACAUAUGGACAGUCAGGCCAUGGCCUACAGUACCUACAAAAGUCGACAUACUGUUAAAGCAGUGACUUGCGUGGCUCACAACGGUGCACUUACAUUUUGCUCUAAGCUGUAUCCUGGCUCCAGGGCCAUAAAACUUAGAUGA